CUGUCGCUGCUUUCCCACCAGGAUGAAAUAUUUAUCGUGGCUCCGUUACCCUUGUUUUCUUGAAAGCGAGUUUCACACUUCAUUUGCAGGAGACAUUCAGAGACUUCUAGUUGGGUUUUCCUUCUCACUGGGCGCGUGUGGCGGUGUGUGCGUGACCACCCUGGCCAGCCCCGCUCCUGCCUGAUCCGGCUGCCUGAGGUGGAGCAUCCUGAGUGAUGGAUGAGUCUGUAGCCCUGCUGUGUGAUAAAUCAACAAGAAAAAAAAAAUAAAAUGGUCUGAAGUCCAGCAAAGAGUUUAGCUCUGCAGCACCAGCCCACAGUUGCUUUGUGCAUCCUUGCUCUGGCUGGGAUGCAGUGAGGAAAAGGAGUGUGAGUAGUCCUGUAAAGCAACUGCAGGUGAGCUGUAAUAGCUUUAUCAGUCCUGGACCUGAUCCUGGAAUGACUCCACUUGGAUUUACCACAACAGUGGGGUUUGGGUCAGGUGCUGUCACCUGUGUUAUACCCCAGAGCAAUGUGUGGCUCCAGCUUUCCCUGGUGGUCCAGGAUCCCGAUGGAUGACAGAUGGAUUCCUGGUGGCUUGGGAAGCAGAGCUGUGGCUGUGUAACCCUGUCCAUUCCAUGAGGUUUCCAGAUGCCCUCCCACAGCACACCAUCAGCAUCCUUGUGGGUACUGUGGGUGUCUGAAUUGCAGGGCAGGAAAGGGGACCCAUGGCUUUCCCAUCCCUGCAUGGGGUGACUUUCCAGGAGGUGGAAACCUCUGGUCAAUGUCAGUGAAUUCACUCUGGCGAGAAGGGCAGGAGGGGUUCCCAGGAUGUGUCCUGAGGAUGGGGAUGUCUGGAAGUCAGAGUGGCUGUAAGUUCCUGUUCCCAUGGGUGGCAUGUCUGUCACUGGGUCUGCAUUCCACUGGGAAGGAUAAAGUAUGUGGGCUCCUGGUGGGGUUUGGGCUGGUUCCCCUCCAGGCUGUCUGAUUUUUAGUGUGUGCCCUCAGGAUGGGAGGAGCAGCUCAUCCCUGUGUCACGUCCCACUCUCUGCCUGGGUGACCUGCAGUGGCUCCUGUGCAAAUCCCACCCUGCUCCUGCUAUGGGGUCCUUGGAAGCCCAGGGGGAAGUUACAAACACUGGUGUCCCCAAGGCUAGGAAAUGGUCACCCAGAGGCCCUGGAGAUGGGCAUCCAAGCUCCGAGCAAGUCACGUCUCCUCCCUGGAGCUCAGGGAUGAGCAGCUGGUGGCAGCUGCCACGCUGGGCAGAGAAAGGCAAAUGAAGAGAAGAUCAGAGAGUUUUCUGGGUUGUUUUAUGGAUCCCAAUCACAAAGCCACACUUCCAGAGCCAGCAGCUGGCCCUGAUGUCUGGCCCCACCAAAAAGAGACAGUCUGUCUGCCUUGCACUUUCGGGGAGGCUCCGAGAGCCCUCCCGACUGUAGUACUGCUGCACGUGGGAGGCUCCUCUCUCUGUAUUGCUGCCUGAAUGCAAUUAGGCUUUAAUGAGUCAUUAAAAUAAAUCUCUGUUUCUACUCCAAGCGAACAUGCUGGGGGGAUGCUGGCAGUCGGAGCAGCAGGUCUUGCAUCAUGUGGAGGAAGAGGCUGCCCUUCCCUGUGCCCUCCUCCCCAGGGCUGGCAGCCUCCAUCUCCCUUUCCCUUGGAGAAAAAGACAUUUCCCAAGCACCAUGCAGAUUAGCAGCUACUGUGAGAGUGGGAUUAAACUAUAACCAGCCCUAGGGUUGGUUUUUUGUUGGAGGAGCUGUGAUCUGGGCAUUUGUCUCUUCCCUGGUGCCAAAGGGCAAAAUGUGAAAGGGAAAGCACGGUGAAUCACCAAUAGGCAUCCAUAUAGUUUUCCUAACUGUAAUGUAAAUGGGAUUUAAAGACCUCCUGAGCCAAGAAGGGUGGUGGUGGCCCCUCACCUUAUGGGCAGAACCACAAGGCUCGUCUCCCUUCAUUCCUCUUAACUGGUAAACAGUGCAAUUACCCCUAAUGAUGGCUAUGCUAAUUGAAUCCCUCCACAGUGGCUGUCUAGCUGGCACACUUGCAGGCAGGAGGGCAGAUGCUGGCAGGACACAGGGGGACAUGCGUGUCCCUGAGGAGCAGCACCCUUCAGAAACCUGUCACUGUUUCAGCCACCAGUCCCCAGGCUGCGGGAGGGCAUGGGUUAAACCCAGGGGGCGAGACAGAGAAUUUGUUUUGUGUUUUAUUUUAGCAAAACACGUAAAUUGGGUGACGCCGCGGCACAACGGAUCCGCCCCGGUGUGCUGUGCCAGGGGGACUGCAGCUGAUGGGAUUACAGAGGCUCCAGCCUCAUCCAGAGCUUUUCCCCUGGGCUUUGCUUUCGGGAGCAGAGCUUGCUGCUACACGGCAAGGUUUUGCACAAGUUGUGUUUCAUGUGUCAGGCUGGGAGGAACUGGGAUAGGGCAGCAAGGGCAGAUCUGUGUGGGAACUGGGAAACUGGGGAAAUAAUUUUCAUGGGAAUUGUGGAAAUGAAGUGGGAAGGGGGAGAUGGCAUCGAUGUCCAAGGCAAGAAGGGUGACAAUGAAGCGGUGCCUUGGAGGAGAAGCUGUCCUUGUUUCACAGAAAGCUGCUGAGAAACUGGCUUAGUGGGAAAAAAAAAUCUUUGGAGGGAAACUCAUUGCUCUGCUUGGUUGGAUCUUGUUGGGGAUGCUGUGUGGGGUUUCUCUAAACAAUGCUUCUGGAAUUGAUCCUCAUCUUCCACUGCAUGCCUGGGAUGAAGAUGCAUUUGGUGUCACUGAGUCCAGGUGGAAUUAGCCCCACUGGAGGGCAGAGCAUGCACCUUCCUGUGGGGGAGGAGCAAGAAAAUCAAACCAGGGAGAAGAUCGGAUAUCCAGAGAGUGUGUUUGCAGCCCCCAGGGAAUGGAGGGAUUCGGCUGAGGUCUUCAUGUCCUUGCCCUGACAGGAAGAGCCCACUGGUGUGAGGAGUUGAAGGUUUCAUCUUGGAGCAAUGAGAAUGCUGGAGAGACCUGCCCAGGGCUAGGAAUGAACAGUGGAGCAUCCUUGAUGGGAGGCUGGCUCCAUCACACUGCUGGGGAGAGUCUGGGGAGAGUUCUGGGAAUGCUGGCUGGGUUGGUACCUUGCCACAGGGUUAAAUCAGUCAUGGGAUACCCACAGCAGUGCAAGGUGCAAACACCAAGGGUGGAAUCAGGGUGGAAGAAAAUAACCUUUCCUGUUCCUUUCCAAUCUCACAAGGAUCCAUGUCUUUUGCUGGACGUUGUAAGCACCCAUUGUGACAGGGGCAACAUGGAGUGCAAGUAAGAUCCAAGUCCUUACUCUCUGAGUCUGUGUCCUCCAGGAAUCCACAGUACAGCAGGACCCAGCCUGGGCUCUGGCUCUCCUCAGACUGUGGCCAUAGGCAAGGUCCCUUCAGCACACGUGUGAGGGAAAAUUCUCCGGCUUUUUGGCAAGGUUCAGUCUCACCUGGCAUCCUUGGCUCGCUCCGUUCCCGGCUGCUGCAGCCGCUCCUCGUGGGGAUGUGUGAGUGCUGGGAGGGAUGGUGCUUGCAGCAGCGAUGCUGGCCAGGUGCUGGCUGCCUCCGGAGCGCCCGUGGGGAUCUGACGUGCAGGAUAAUCCCAAAAGCCUUUCUCUGUGUGACUUGGCUUCACGCCACUGGUUUUGUCCCUGGUUAUUUUGGGAGCACGGCGGAGCGGCUCCCCGGCACACAUUCCUGGCCUCGGCCACACGGGGCUUUUGCCAGGAGCUGCCCCAGGAGGAUCCCUGGGCACAGCGACCGGAGAUGAGCCGUGUGGAUCAGGCUGAGGAUAUUCCCAUCCUGCAUCCCGCUGUGGGCUGCCCAUGUCUGACACCUCCCCUGUGUCUGGGGCUGCUCACCACCCUUCCUGGGACUGCAUCCACCCGCCCUGGCUCCCGAGCUGGGCUGACUGGGAGCUGGUGGAGCAAACACAGUGGGUAGGAGAUGUGUGCGGGGAUGAAGAGGGAGCUGCCAUUCUCCUCCCCUGUGUUUUAAGCCUCCCUGCAGUGAGGAGGAGCUGCAAAUGGGGUUGUAGUUAUAUAGAGACUUGCCUUCAUCCAGGUGUAGCCCUGGCUGUGUGUAUUUCUGGGGACAGGGUGGGGUGCCAGCCCCUUCUGUGUCCCUCCGUCGUAUCCACGGCUGCAGUUAAUCCACGCAGGCAGGCGAGAUGGGAUCUCAAUAGUCGCUUAAGGAGAUAUAGGACAGAUGAGAUGCCCAAGUAACAAGAUACCAGAUAAUCUGUGCCUGAGACAUCCCAGCCUGCAAAGCUGCCCUUCCUCCAGAAGUCUGAGAAGCACUGGGAGGUCUCCCAGGGAGAGGAGUGCAGAUGUGCCAGCUGGUCCCAGGAUGUUCCAGGGAUCACACACCUGGACAGAGAUCAGAGGGGGAUGCUUGGUCCUUUGUGGCUGUAAGGACAAAUUGUUGGCAGGGAAGUUCCCCUGGGCUCCCACAGGGCAGGAUGAAGCACGGUGAGGGAGGCAGUGAACCUGGAUGGGCAAGAAGGUGGUUUUUGGCGGAGUUUGGUGGCCAGGACAAGGGAUCUCCUGGGCUCAGAGGGUCAGGAGCACAGUGUUAAAGCAGAAGUGCAGCCUUUCAUGCCCACCUGCAAGCUGGGGUCUGGCUGGCAGCUUCCACCACCAAAGGUGUUUGUUUUUUUUUUACUUGCGAUUAAUAUCGUGCCUUUUCCACAAAGCUUUUACAAGAAAAGAGCUGGUUUUGCAUCCUUGUUGGUAUUUUGUCUUUCUCAUCCUUGGGCUGGGAAGAGGCAAUGGGGAGCCUUGGGGAGCUGGCCCAGGUGGUGGAGGGAAAGCAAGAGCAGACUUGCAGCAGGGCACAGACUUUUUGGUUUUGAUGACUGGCCGUGACUCACUGCCAGUCCCACUCAGCUGGGGGACAGUGUCACUUCUGUGACCUGGCUGCCCUUGUGGUAGCUGGGAGCAGGGUGUUGGCUGCAGCAAAACUGCUGGGAAAGCCCCAGGUGGCUCAAGGCACCACAUCACAGCAGGAAAAAAGCCUCGGGGAGGAAAUGGGUCACACGAAACACCCUUUCUUUCUGCUGGGUAAAACCUUAUUUGGAGUUCUCUGCAGCAGGCAAAAAUAAAAGUUUUCCCAACUGCUGCUGUGAUUUCUGUCUGCAGACUGGUGCAGACUCCAGUAUAACUCCGGCAGAACCAGCAGCAGCUUCAGCUGAUUCAGCUUCACAGUGACCCAGGGGUUUGUCACUUGGGAAGGAAGCCUAGGGGUGAGCACUGGGAGCAGAGGGAGGCUACUGGGGGGCUGCCAGCUGCAUCCCACAUUGCCAUUGCUCCAGGUAAAAUUUCACAUUUCACCCCUGUGUGGUGGGGUCUCCUUGGCCCUGCUCCCCUGUGGCUCAGUUUGUCCCCUCAUACUUUGCAGCACAGAGCACCUGACAUGCAGAGAGUUUGGGGGACCCCAGCCUUGCCUGAGCACCCAUCCUGGGGGUUUGCAGCAGAGGGUUGAUCCCCCUGAAUCUUGCGGGGCAGGUCGCAGCUGCCUGGGAGCUGCCCUGUUGUUUGCUGCCAUGAUCUGUUUUGAAAAGGCAGCCCCUGAUGCUGGUUUUUUCCAAUUAGGCCCUGGGAGAUGACUCUGGUGAGGCAGCGGCCGGGAUAAUUUACCAGGCAGACAUUUCAUUGAAUUAUCCCGUGAGCUGCAGAGCAAAACCAGGAGAGCAGAGCCUGGGUCGGGGCAGGACUCAUGGCAAGGUUCAGCAUGAUGCUCGUGGUGUGUAACCAUGCCCUGCCCCAGCCUAAACCUGCUCCCGAGCUCUGCUGUGAGUGUUUGACCCCCAUGGGGUAGCAGGGAUGAGCUCGAAGCUGCAGGGACACCCAGGGUGAGUAAGGACAGGAGUGGCUCAGCUGGGUUGGGAGUGCUGGCGGCUGGCAAAAACCUCGCCACUGACUUGCAAACCAUGCAAAUCUGCUAUGGAUGUCACUGAAGGAGAAUAAAUAUAGAAGCCUCAGAUGCCACUCGUUCCCAGAGUCACUUUUCAAGCUGUAACUUUGCACUGUGAGGCAACAUCAGUUAAAGAAGAUGUAUAAAUCCUAAUUUUGUACAGGUGAUUUGUGUGCCAGAGGGUCCCCACAGCACCCUUGGGUUGUUGCCUCUCCUGAGCCAGCCGAGAGCGGGUGAGCAGCGAGUGCCAAGGCAUCUGCUCCACCUGGGAUAUUUAAACAUUUAAACAACUCUCGACUCCCUUUUUAAGCCAGAAGGAGAAAUGGGACUGUGCCUCAGGGAACUGGAUUUGUGCAUUCCCCUGGGAUGCCUCUGUGCCCUGUCCUGCUCCAGGACAGCUCAGCUCACAGUGCAGCCCAGGCUUUUACAGGAUCCAUACAAAUGUAUGGCCUUUUGUUGGGAUGGAGCAGUGGGGCUGUGUGGAGCUGAGCCAGUGGAGCACAAACUGCUCCUUUCCCAGCAGGCUGGGAUGUGUUUGGGAAGGGUGGAUGGAAACAGGUAUGGGCUGGUGGCAGAGAUGUGAAAAGGCUGCUGUAGUUGUCCUGCCCCUUUCUGGACAUAAUUUAGUUUGUAAUUCCCAAAACCCCAGUUACUCCUGAGACUGUGGCUCUUGCUCUUUCCCUGAGAGGUGUUGCAUUCCCUUCUUCAUCCAUGCAGGAGAGAGCUGUGGGCCAGAGAAAGCUAUUUUAUAGGCACAAACUCCGUAGAAAAAGUGAACUUCUGGGCUGCUGGUGGGCAGGGUUUGGGGAAGGGGAGAAGGGCAGGAACUUCCUCCUUUUGAAAAACACCCCCUCGAAAGAGAAGAGGAAAGACAGCACUUCUCUUGUGCUUCAUUUUCAUUUUUGCCUUUGUUUAACAUUCACUAUUUUAAUAAGGAAGGGCCCAGUUCCUGAGCAGGGCUAGUGAAAUGCUGAUCCCAGCAUUCCCAGAAAUGGGAAUACCAGAGAUGGGGCAUGGAAGCCCAGCCAUCCUCUGAGACACUCAGACCUCAGAGGUGACCAAAGGAUCCCCAAGGUCCCUCCUUGCCCGGGGUCAUUCUCCAGGGCUGCCUGCUCACUCCAAUCCUCAGGCUAAUUGGAUGCUGCUCUCUGAGCUCUAAAUCAAAUCACAGCUCCCAUGAAAUGAAGUUUUCUGGACGUGAACAGCUGCCUGCAUCAUCCAUCACCGCCCAGCUUGCGGCGUGUCCCUCUUGGGGUCACCAAAGGUCAGCGUUUGCCAUUUGCAGCCACCCACUGUCACCUUUUUCCUGCUAAGGAAGGCACCUGGGGAGGUGACAACUGCACCAAAGGCUGCCUGCGUGUCCCCUCACACUCCUGGCAGCGGUUCAGGGUGCGGUUUGGUAACAGGGAGCAGGAGCUGAGUGUGUUGGUCUCUAUUAUUAGCUCUGUUCCAGGUCUCCUGAUGGAUGGAGAUAUUAACUGGGUUAUGGACAUAUUGAUUUCUUUGGGUUUUUUUUUUUUCCUUUAUUUUGUGUGUGAGAGCGGCUCAAGGAGGAAAUCCAAUGCGUGCCCGCCUUUUGGCUUCCUACAGGAACUUCCCAUGAGCUGAAAAUCAAUUUGUGGCAGGCAGGAUGUGCAAACCACCACAGCAGAGCGAGGAGGGUGGGUGAUUUUUGGAGAGAAAGGUUCCACACUGUGCCUGCUGGGACAUGCAGCAGAGAGGGGCCAGGGCAGAGUUGGGAAGGUCUCGCCUGGAAGCUGUCACCUCUCUCCGUUAAUUAGGGCUGCGUGGUGAGUGGGUAAUUAGAUCUCCUCAGCUGCAACGGGCUGGCACUUGGGCCCUAUCAAUUAUCCCUGCUCUGGACGAGGCACAGAGGGACGCAGGGCCAAUAAUGAAAUGCGGCUGCGCUGGGCAUCGCCGGGAGGGCGGGGGGUGAUGAGGCGAUGGCUGCACCCACUUAUUGCUACAAGUCCUCAGUUUUGGUGGAACAGCAGAUUUGGGGCAUGGGAUCAUCCUUUCCUGGCAAUUUGUUUUACCCAGCUUUGCAGCACCCACCUUUUCCAGCAGUCUCCUUAAAAAAAAGCAAUUUAUUUAGCCCCGCUGCAGUGACACUGGUGGGGAUGGGGACACUGGGCAGCCCCUUUGGGAAGGGGGAUGAGCUGAUGGUGGAGUUUUUCUCCUUGUUCUCCCUGCCAGGGCUGCUGAGUGUCCCCGUGGCCAUGUGGUGCUGCCUGUCCCCACCAUCCGGCCCAGGGCCAGCGUGACUGUGACAUCCUGCCUGUCCUUUUCCGGGUAAGUGUCCGUGGGGUGGGGGGGGGGAUGCUGGAGCUCCCCUGUCCUGGAGGGGAUGGAGGAGAGAUUUCAUUUCCCAGCGGCACCUAAAACAUCGUUGUGAUGAUGCAUCCGCCUUCCUUGUAAUAAAUUUUAAAGUGGAAAAGGCCAAGUGCUGACUAAGCCAGGCCUGUGCCCUCUUCCUGUAGAGCAUUGCUCCAAGCUUGGGAAAUGCAUCCUUUCCCUGCUUCAAAUUAAAGAAAAUCACAGGGGGAUGAAAUAGGGCUUCCCACAGAUGACAAAUCAAGGCACAUUCUUGGGAAAUGGGGAAAGGCAGGCAGGUGCAAGGGGUGCUGUCAGACCACGUCUAACCUCUCCCUCCACUUCUUCCAGGUCCAACGCCUCCGUCACUGAACGUGAGUAUCCCCAGGUGCCAUGGCACAGAGAUGGGGGUGAGGGCUGCUUAGCCUUUUAAGUGCCUGACAGGCAGCCAGGGUGCAAUUUUUGGGCUCAGACUGUUGUGGAGUUCAGAGGCUCCUUUUUGGCUUUGCCUGGUGAAAAGACCAGGUUUGUUCCUGCAUUUUGAAGCAGAAGCUGGAUUUUCUGCUGGGAGGGUGGAAAUCAGCCCUUUUGGAUCAGUAAGGGUGAGGUUUUUCCAGUGGGCUGUGGGGUGUUUGACCAAGAGCCCAAGCCAGACCAGCAGUAGCAGUGAGGGGAUGUGAUGCUGCAUCUCAGGUGUCCUCUCACUAAGAGGAGGAGGAGGCUAAUAUUGGAUGAUACUUUUCCAGCUAGGGAGAAAGGAAUGAGGAUGCAAUAUUUUGGGAUGACUUGUGGGCAUCACGUCCAUGAUGUGAUGACAAAACCAGGGAAAGGUGAGUUUUGUGUCCCUGCCUUCCAGAGUUUGAUGGAGAAUCGGUCGGAUGACAGCGGGAACUGUUGUUAUCACCGGGGGAAUCCUAGCGACGGUGAUCCUACUGUGCAUCAUUGCUGUGCUCUGCUACUGUAGGCUACAGUACUACUGCUGUAAGAAAAAUGACUCCGAUGAGGAAGAGGAGGAGGAGGAGGAGGAGGAGGAAGAGGAAGAGCCCGACCUUCCCACGCACUCCCACCUCGUCAUGUGCAACGCCUGCAGCUCCCGCAUGGUGGACGGGCAGGGCAGCCCCGCGCCGCCCAGCGAGCUCAGCCAGCACGGGCCUCACACCUUCUGCCCGACCUGCUCCCCGUACGGCUCCCCCUUUUACAUCCGGACUGCCGACAUGGUGCGCAACGGCGGCGAGAGGGUGGCCUACACCCCCGCGUGCUGCAAGGAGAUGGGGCCGCCCCUCAACAUGGCCGCCCUGCAAAGCUACACGGUGAGCCGGCACGGCCUGCUCCGCGACAGCUUCCCGAACCCGCGGGCCAUCAGCACGGAGGUGUAGUCACCAUUGCCGCUGGAACAGGGUGUCCCCAGCCGGCGCCCGCUCCAGGGAAGGGGCUUUUCGCUUGUUUUUGAGGAGAGGAGCCCGUAGCCCAGCCCGAGGCCAGCAGGGCCCUGCUGAGCACGGCACGGCCAAGCCUCACGGGCCAGAAGGCGAGAGAGACCUCAAAGGGCAACGUUGAACCGGCCACCUCCGAACCCAUCAUAAGUGUCAUUAUUAUCUACUCUCUCUCCCAAAGGGACUUGUCUAACGAGGGCUAUGUACAGUACAACCUAAUUUAAUUACCCCUGGCUCGCUGAGCCCAGUGAGGCCUUCGGUGUCCCCACACAGCCACCGCAGGUGACGCACACGGAGCGAUGGGCUGAUGCCAGCUGCCAUCCCCGCUGAGUCCCAGUGCCGAGCAGGGCAUGGCAGCGCUCCUCGGCCAUGGGCAAGUGAAGAAGGGAAGAUCCAGGUCAUCCUGCUCCCCUCGUACUGCGUCAGUUGCCGCUGGCAGUUUGCUUUUCUGUUCAAGUGUAAGAUAGGGCACCUUCUCCCACCUGCUUCUCACGUGCUGAAAGAGUUCAGGACAUGAAUUUAGGUCACUGACGGGGGAGGCAAAGGUCCUCGCAAAAGUGCUCACCCACACCAAAGCCCCCACCUCUUCUACUCUUCACAAGCUUUCUUAGGAGCAGUUUUAACUUGGACCCAUGAAUAUGGAAAGAUUUUACUUAUGGGAAGAAUUGAAUUCUUAAAUAACUGCGGUUUUGGUCACCUUCAGCUUUCAAAGCCCCACCCUGACAGCUCUGACGGCCAGAGGAAGGUUGGCUUUAGGAUGGAUUUUGCUUGUGACAGCAACAGCAGAGCCCACUGGCUCAUGUCUCGUUGCAGGGCCCCCCCACUGGAGAGUGGUGUUCAGGUGGUUGGGGUCCCUCUGCUUUUGCUUCUGGAAGAAGAAGGUGCAAGACCCAAAUGUGUCUUGAACACCUUGUAAACGUGGGUUCACCGGCACUGCAGCAGGCAGUGACAGCCAGUGACUCUGUCUCUCUGCAGAAAUGAAUGUGGGAAAGUUUCUUCUUCCUCCAUAAAUCAAAUUAGGUGAAAAAUUACUAAAGGGACAUCUCCAUCAUUCCCAGGCACUUCCAUAGCAACCAGUGCAGGACUGCUUUGCUGAGCACUUCCCAUUCAUGGCAGGGAGGAGGGACUGGGACAUCAGUGAUCCCUGUGGAGGCUGUUGGAGGCAGUGGCAGGAAACCCUUGCCAUGCCUUUGCAAUAUAGGGCAGGACUGCUCAGAAACGUGAGUGGUGGAGUUUUAUUUUCACCACUGCAAUUUAGAAAUCAUCCCGCUGCUCACAGAAGGGUUUGGACUUGACCUCCCCACUCACACACAGAAAAAAGUAGGUCUCAGCACAGAGACACAGGGUGCACCAGCUUCGAAUAUCCACGUUACCAGGCAAAAGGCUGAUGUACACAUUGGACCUGCCCAUGCCUUGGCACCUCUGAUCUGAAGAAAGGAGCCAGACAAAACAUGGUGAUGGUCCUUGUAACCAAACACCUUGCCCCAGCCUGCAUUUUACACACACUUUCUGAGCAAAUGUUAUGCACCAUCUCCCUCACCUCCAGCCCAAAAAGACAUUGCAUUUCCAUUAUCUGGAGACUUGGUCUGGCUGCAUCGCUUUUACAGUCUCUUUCCAUCCUCCAAAUAGUGAUAGGUUUUAAUGUCCUCUCACAUUAAGGGCAGGCAGGAGGGAAGAUGAAAGUUACCAGCAGCAAAGCUCUCUGGAUCCUACUGGUCAGUAGUCUGUAGCUCCUGCUGCCUCCCAUCCAGCCAGCGCUCCUCCCUGAAAACAUGGUUUGUAACUGGAAGAAAAUCUUGGCUAACUUGAUAAAUCCCAUUCUUUCCCACUAGAGCAUCUGCUCAGCUAGGUCUUGUCAUGCUGGGAGCCACGAGAAGUUAACGUGUCCCAGCGUGGUCUCUGCCAGACGGCCUCGUGAUGCCGUCCCCUUGGCGGGCGCAGAGCCAGCACACGGACACAGCGGCUCCUGGCAUCCAACUCUACCUCUUGGCACACAAAAAGGCUUCCCACCACCACAGCAGUGCUGUGACCUCCAGAGGGUGGGAAUAACACUUCUGUGGGUCACCCUUGUGGCUGAAGGAAGGCCACUCCAUUGUCAUCUUCGCCACAAGCAAAUUGAGCGUGACCUGUCGCAGGCUAACGAGGCGCCAAGGCUGGGGAGGCAAUUCCAGAGCAGCCAGAUGGCCAAGAUGAGGGUUGGCCUCAGCCAACACACACCCUGGCUCUGGCACGGCUACAGGGAAAUGGCUGAGUCUGGAAGGGCUGGAAACACGGGGGAUGCAGCUGAGAAUUAGAAGGUUUGGGAGCUGGUGGAAGAACAGGAUGGGGUAGGGGCAGGGAUCCCAGAUUUUUUUCCACUUGAGAUUCCUCCUGUUACUAUUCUCUGUCUUUGUUGCUCAGCUAUGGGUCCAAAUUCAAUGUCAGAAAUAAAUGAGGACUUUGAAAUACAAA
This is a messenger RNA of Parus major (Great Tit), 12077 nucleotides long. It is a transcript of the gene FAM163A, whose product is annotated as family with sequence similarity 163 member A. The transcript has 2 exons. The record is from RefSeq and is a predicted model, not a curated record. Lineage: Eukaryota; Metazoa; Chordata; Aves; Passeriformes; Paridae. The coding region runs from base 9072 to 9569 and encodes 165 amino acids.